CAGAUUCGCUGAUCUAUUACAUUAUUACAAUGACAUGAAACAGUAAAAAGUUCAUAAAGUUUCAUAAGUCUAACAUACACAAUACAUACAAUAAUUAAUCAGUAAUAACAAUAAUAAGAGGAAUCAAGUACUGCGUAAUAAAUAGCUCCCUACAUACCGAUAUUAAUAUUACUCGUAUUAUGUUAUUAAUUAUUACUACAUUGCUAAUAAGGGAUAUGAAUUCAUUAACUAAUUAAUCAAAGAAAAAAUAAUUCUAAACAAGAAAAUGGUGGGCAGGGCAGGGCAGGCCGGCCUUCUGGUUAAUUUGGAAUCCAAUGCCAAGGACCACUGCAAGCUAUUAGCUCUCUCUCUCUGAUCUCAGGGGUUGAAGAUGACAUUACCACAUUUGCAUUUCCAGCUCAUAGGCUUGUAGUUGGAGCUGUAACUGUCAUCAUCUCCCCUGCUACUGGUGGUCCGGGCAGCACCAGCUCUUGAAGAAGAAGAAGAAGAAAUUAGCGUCUUGAUUCCAUGUUUGCUGUUCUGGGGAUUUGUGGGAACUUGAAUCGCUUCACAUUCCUGGCAAGAAACACAUCUCCGCUGGCACCGCGGCGGCCUCGACCCCAUCAACGACCCUCUUUCUCCUCCACUGCCGCCGCCAUUGGAGCUGCUUGUAAUAAUAAGAAGGUAGCCGGAGAUCAGGAAAAUCAGCAGUCCGACUGUUCUUGCGGCGGCGCUUCUCAUAUUCUCCCAAAGUUACAAUCUUUCCCGGAAAUUAAAGAAAAGAAAUCAUCAAGAACAGGGAUGGGUGAAAGUGAUAGAGGGAGCUUCACUGAUCUUCAUAUUUUCUUGGAGGUCCUAAGCUAGUUAGGUAGGGUUAUUUCAGUAAAAAAAUGUGGGGGUUGGGUGGGUGGGGUUGGGGUUGUUUUCUUGAACUUUGAAGGUAAAAAGGGGAGAAGGCAAGCCUGGGAGAAUGCGCUUUGCAGCCUUUCCCAAUACAAUCACAGAUUCAUUCAAGCAAAAGCCAAGAAUUGCAUGCAGAGAGGUAUGGGAAAGGAACACAGAAACAAACAUAUAAAGAUUGAAUUUUGUGGUGUUGGGAGGGAUAAUGGGA
Messenger RNA from Cuscuta europaea, 1090 nucleotides. Lineage: Eukaryota; Viridiplantae; Streptophyta; Magnoliopsida; Solanales; Convolvulaceae. The record is from the annotation of a GenBank genome assembly.